AUGGACAUCGACACGCUUCUCACGCGUCAGAUGGAGUUGCACACUUCCGUGCGGCAGCCCCCGAAGAGCCCGCAGGACCUCGUACAGCUCAAGGACAUUAUGCGCAACUAUAAGCAUUACUUUGAGUCGUUGCGCACCCUGGCGGGGCGUUUCAACGUGGAGCCUGAGACUGUCUUCCAGUCCUUCAUGUUCAUCAGCGUCGGCGGCACCGUGAAUUUCGACCGACAACAUCAAGACGGCUUGGUCCCUAUGCACCAGGCCAAGGUGUUGACGCGCUCCAACGCGAUUGAGCUCGCCCAGAAACUGUGCAAAGAGCUUCAGAAUUCGGAGCUUAUGGUGUACGUUGGGCUCAGCCGUGACCUGCGCAACACGCUCCGCGUAAAGGUCGAGGAUGGCAACGAUCUCAAGACGGCUGAGAAGAGCGUGUGCGAGGCGGUCGAGUACCUCAGUUACAUUGAUCAUCGCGCGCACCACAACCCAGAUAAGUUGUACGCGCUCUACAUGGCCGAGGACCCGAGCUCGCUGGCCUCAUUGUUGGGCGACGGGGAAUCGUCAAUGACUGCCUUAUCGGGCACCUUUCAAGACACCUUCUCCGCGACGUUCUCGACCCUGCUGCUGCCCACGCUGGGCGACGACGGCAACCCGGUGGAGAGAGAACCAACGGCGCUGCCAAGUCCGCUGUCUUCCUUUCUACCAGAGCUGAAGAAGCAGUGCGCCGCCGCAAGUGAGGUGUCCUCCGUAAGCGGAGGCGCGACUAAGCGCCUCAAGGCGUCUCAGGUGCUCCUUGACUGGGUAGCGACACUCCCACCAGAGUACUUCGCCGCGCGCACCGAGGACAUCACGGGUGCGCUGGCAUCGACCCUCGCGCUCUUGGCUGCUGAAAAGCGGUCGGCGCUGUGUCGUGUGGGGUGCGACAUCAUCAUCAUGCUCAUGCAGCGCCUCUCGCCGGAGCCGGCGUUCAUCGAGGACGUUCACCGCUGCACGUGCAGCAGUAGUGCGUCCACCUUCAGUGGCGCGCUCUCGCUCUGGGUGUCAAGCUUGGCGAAGGGCAUUUAUGUCACGAUCGCUGCAAUCUCCUCAGCAACAGACGCGGCCUUACGCACCGUCGCCAUUCAAAGCCACGGACACCCAAGCGUGGUGAGGACUCUCUUGACGGCCCUUUCCGGCGGCGCGCAGACGGAGCUGCGGCGGAAGUGCCUGGGCUACCUCGCAUUGUGCGCUGUGGCAGCUCAUCAGCUGCGCCCCGAGCGGGUGCGGGAGCUAGUGCACCUUCUAGGCCCCAUCGCCCUGAAGUACGUCUCAAACGGCGACUCGCCGAGCCGCAAGAUGGCACGCGCGCUCUGCUCUGUACUACGCGUGUUGGCCCCCGCCGGGUUUUCUGAGGGGUGUGACGGGGUACUUCACAUUGCUGAUGAACGCAUCGAGCUCCUCGUGCAGCAGGAGCUGUCUCACGUUGAGCCAGCCGUUCGUGGCGGCCCUCAAGAGCUGGAAGGGCUCCUCUUCGAGGUGAGCACGUUUGUUUCCUCAGUUCGCUCCACGUUCUCUGCAGGAUCGCAAUGUAGCCUGCCCGGCAGCAUGCGAGGCCGUGGCGGCCGAACGGGCGCUGUGGCCGGCAGAAGCGCACUUCCCCAACGCGAUGUGGCGGCGACGCCCUGCGGAGGUCGUGGCCGUCAACGCACGUCGGGUGCCACCGAUGCGGGGACGGCUGCGGGAAGUGGAGUUUCGGCGCGGUGUACCGAAGGCACCGGCGCUACCGCUGCGGGGCAUCGUAGUGUCGCUCGGCUCCCUGCAUGCCAGUACCCGACAGGCCACGCGGGGCCUCAUGGGCGUGAGGUGGUGGAGGUGCAGGACCCUGCGCGCUGCUCAGUGGCUCGACGUGCUUUGCCAAGCGGCGGCCUCAGCCCGAUGUCCAUUUCUUCUGGUGGAUUGGCUCGUGCACACAAAGGUUCAUUUCAACAGGCAAACAUGCAGCACAGAAACAGCUACGACGCCCACGCAUUUCUCGGCAGCCCUGGCGCAAGCCCUAAGAGAGCGGCAAGGUGCGCCGCGGCCGAGGAGUCGUUCCACCGUGGUGUUACGUCUAGACAUACCUCCGCGGCGCAUGCACUACCGCGCGAGACCGGCUUUGGUGGGCACGGGGAAGGAACGGGGCACUUUACCAACGCCAAUGCCGGCUCGAGUAGGGAGCAUCACGCUCUCUUUCCAAGGCUUACAUCUACUCUGCGCCGGACACCCUGUGUUGGUCGUGCAGUCGCAAUGGAGGAGGGUGUGCUGCCACCGCCUCAUGGUGUAUCCGUGCCUAGCUCCGACCGACUCGUGCCGCUCUCAUUGCGAACCCACGUCGGUCACGGCAGUGAGUUUGUCUGCCGGGAUCGCGCCCCCUCGAGUUCCUUCAACGGUGUCACGGCUGCGGGGCCCGACGCGGUGCGCAUCAGUCAAUCACUGCGCCGCAAAAUCGAAGAGAACAAGGGGGCUCUGGAGUCGUGA
Leishmania braziliensis MHOM/BR/75/M2904 is the source of this 2487-nucleotide messenger RNA. RefSeq lists its product as hypothetical. Lineage: Eukaryota; Euglenozoa; Kinetoplastea; Trypanosomatida; Trypanosomatidae. The record is from RefSeq and is a predicted model, not a curated record. The transcript has a single exon. Bases 1 to 2487 code for a protein of 828 amino acids.